AUGAAAAGAAAGUAAACUCAAAAGAUUGAAUUUGAUUAAUCGAUUGUUAAAAGUUCAAAUAUUGAAAUUCCUCUCAGACCAAACUCAAGCAAAUUAGCUCACAUUGUUAAAUCACCUUUGCCCCUUAAAAAGUCUAUGUUAUCUUAACAUUAAAAUCAAAGGAAAAAUUAAUAAGAACUUCCCUUACCUCAAGACAUGAAAAUAAUUAAAAUUAGAAGCAUUACGCCAAAUCAACAAAGAGUGUUUCAGUAUCAUAAUGCUAGCCCUGCUAAAUUGAUAUAAAAAUAACCUCAAACUUAGUCAGAUAAAAAAAUAUUAGUCAUUACCAAAAGACCAGAAAAAUAAUAAUUUAGAAUUACAAAGAAAAUCAAUUCAUCUGUUGAAAGAAAUAAUUCACCGUUUAAAGCAGGAAGCCCAAAUCAAGGUUACGAAUAAUAUUGGGUAAAUUCUGAAUCAACUGAAGAAAUAGAUUUUAAAAAGUAGAAAAAAAAUAAUAUCAGAGAAUAACAUUAUAAAUAGUAAAAGUAAGAAUUUAAAAAUCAUUUACCAAAAUGUGCUUAGGAUUUCUCUAUGACCUCACAUAAAAAUGAUUUGCAUAAAUUAUUAAAAAACUAUUAAUAAGAGAUUAAAGAAACCCGUCAAUUAUACAUGCAUGAUAACUCUCCUCCAUUAAAUAUGAGUGAAAUAAUGGAAAUAAAUGAAGAUGGUCUUUCCUCUUUAGCCCAAAGCACCUACCAUCAUUAGUUGCAUUGA
Molecule: messenger RNA, 753 nt
Organism: Paramecium tetraurelia
Lineage: Eukaryota; Ciliophora; Oligohymenophorea; Peniculida; Parameciidae
Exons: 3
Source: RefSeq, a predicted model, not a curated record